GCAGCAGAGGGAAGUGAAAAGUCGCUCCUGUUCGCGUAGAAGUUGUCACGUCAACUCCUUCCUUAUAGCAAUGGCGACUGUUACGACAGAGUCAUUGGUGUCGACAAGACUUAGUGGAGUAUUACUAGUUGCCAUUCUUAAUUGCGUAUUAAUUCGACCGCUGACAGCUAUAUCUGAGCCGGGCAAAUGGAUCCUGAACGUGGACAGCGAAAUUAUCAAGAAGCAAAACUACUUCUAUUUUUCAAAGACAAUGUUCAAUGACAGUCUCAUUGAAUUGAAGUGGCUCACUGAGAAGUGCGAGUCUGUACACCUCACUAUAGCAUGGUAUUUGCGGAGUUCCCCUUGCCAUGAUGAAAUGUUUGGACUUGAUGCUGAAAUGGCAAAAAAUUAUUUUGACAAUGGUCAAGUGCAACGUGAAGGAGGCAAUGGAUUCUACAUAACCCACAAGUACUCUCCGAUAACGUGCACCCAACACAUGUCUGGAAAUGUGCUUGCAGUAAAGGAGCUUGAUAGGCCAAUAAAGCUGGAACCACUAUCUCAGUCAUCCAUAACUACUCAAGGCAGGCAGAGAAGAGACAUAGAGAAGACAGAGGACCAAAAUAAAAAUGAUCAGGCUGCCGCAGAAAACAAAUCAAGUGCUGCAAAAAGCAAAGACUCUUUAUCAGUGGAUACACUGAGGUCUAAAACGGACAACACAGUGGCACGAACCUGGGAAGACAGUCCUUAUAUGUUCAUCAUCAAAAUUGAGGAGUCUAAACCUACAACACAUUGGAGCAUACAGUUGGAGGUCAGGAUGAGGGGCCCCUAUGACUAUAUUUCGGCAUCUGAAUGGCCUUUGAUGAUUUUCUACAUGGUGAUGUGCAUCAUCUAUGUGAUUCUGGGUGUGCUGUGGUUGGCUCUUUCGGCUUGUUACUGGAGAGACCUGUUGCGGAUUCAGUUCUGGAUUGGAGGAGUGAUCUUCCUGGGCAUGCUUGAGAAGGCAGUCUACUAUGCAGAGUUCCAGAGUAUCCGCUAUGAUGGCCACUCAGUUCAAGGUGCAGUGGUUUUUGCUGAGGUGCUUUCGGCUGUGAAAAGGACCCUGGCUCGAGUGCUUGUCAUCAUUGCUAGCCUUGGAUAUGGCAUAGUCAAGCCCAGACUAGGAGCUUUGCUGCACAGGGUUGUGGGGGUGGGACUGCUCUACCUUAUCUUCUCCAUCAUAGAGGGUGUCUUGAGGGUCAAUACGGCUGAAGAUGAUCUGGUGUUGCUGGCUGCCAUCCCCUUGGCUGUUCUCGACUCUACCCUCUGCUGGUGGAUCUUCAUUAGCCUGGCCCAGACAAUGAAGCUCCUUCGACUGAGGAGAAAUGUGGUCAAGCUCUCCCUUUACCGACACUUCACCAACACGCUCAUAUUCGCCAUCAUCGUUUCUGUUAUAUUCAUUAUUUGGACAACAAAGACCUUCAAGUUAUCAAAGUGCCAAUCUGACUGGAGGGAGCUGUGGUUAGAUGAUGCCUUCUGGCGCUUCCUUUUCUCAACUAUAUUGCUCGUCAUCAUGUUCUUGUGGAGGCCAUCAGCCAACAACCAGAGAUAUGCCUUCAGUCCACUGGUGGAUGAGGUUAGUGAGGAAGAAGAGGGGGAGCAGCUAAUGAAUGACGCCUUCGAGGGUGUGAAAAUGAGAGGAAUGAAACCAGAGACCAAUGGAAAUGUAAACGGCAGCAAAGUGGAUGAAGAUCUCAGAUGGGUUGAGGAGAACAUUCCCUCUUCAAUGGCUGAUGUUGCACUACCGCCUCUGCUAGACUCAGACGAGGAGAUCAUGACGACGAAAUAUGAGAUGUCCAAAAUGGAGUAGGUCUUUAAAGAAGAUGUAUGUAUUGUAAAUAAUAUGUAUGUGUAAUACAAUGCACAAUUGCUUUAUCCCAAAUGAUAAGAGCUUUUCAUAAGCAACAUCUGUAAAGAUGUGUGAUGAUGAGGGUAAUGCACUAAAAGACUUUUUGUUUUAUUUUUAAUUGCCUGUUUGUAUUUAUAUUUUCUCAGAAAUUAUGGUGUACUGGUUUCUUAAGUGUAAAUUGCCUUUUUCUGUUGUUUACAUAAAGUACAAAAUGUAAUUAAAACAA
Myxocyprinus asiaticus (Chinese sucker) is the source of this 2090-nucleotide messenger RNA. It is a transcript of the gene tmem87a, whose product is annotated as Transmembrane protein 87A-like. Gene Ontology annotation, biological process: retrograde transport, endosome to Golgi. The record is from RefSeq and is a predicted model, not a curated record. The transcript has 21 exons. Gene Ontology annotation, cellular component: Golgi apparatus; membrane. The coding region runs from base 71 to 1825 and encodes 584 amino acids. Lineage: Eukaryota; Metazoa; Chordata; Actinopteri; Cypriniformes; Catostomidae.